Arxiozyma heterogenica is the source of this 471-nucleotide messenger RNA. RefSeq names its product gag-pol fusion protein. The transcript has a single exon. NCBI's taxonomy places the organism in Eukaryota, Fungi, Ascomycota, Saccharomycetes, Saccharomycetales, Saccharomycetaceae. The coding region runs from base 1 to 471 and encodes 156 amino acids. The record is from RefSeq and is a predicted model, not a curated record.
AUGAUGCUAGAUUCUGGUACUACGAUUACCCUUGUAAAACAUAAAGAGAUGUUGCACAAUCUUCGUGACUCUCAUCCUGAAUCUGUUCAAAUAACCUCAUGCUCCAACAUGGAUAUCCCAUACGAUCAAGAGGGUGAUUUAAUUUUAAAAACAUUAAAUGGCAGACAAAUAAAAAUUCAUGCCUUUUACACACCCACAAUUGAUCAUACCAUUUCAUCUACUAGUGAUCUCCAUUCUCACCAUCUGUUCUUAAACGAGCGUCUCAACACCAUUGAAGAUGCUAAUGGUGAUGUUACAGCAAACAUUAACACCUACAAUGGUAUACAUUGGUUAUCCAAUCAUUAUAUUGUAUUUCCAUCUACUGCAAAUCGUAAAUCCGUAAAUGCAUUAAAAACUAAAUUUCCUUUAGAUCUGAUUCAUCGCAUUUGGGUCACGUUAAUGUUCAAUCAAUCUAUACAUCCAUCAAAAUAA